Molecule: messenger RNA, 2298 nt
Organism: Rhea pennata
Lineage: Eukaryota; Metazoa; Chordata; Aves; Rheiformes; Rheidae
Product: bestrophin-1-like
Exons: 9
Coding region: 1-2298 (765 amino acids)
Molecular function (GO): chloride channel activity
Source: RefSeq, a predicted model, not a curated record
AUGACAGUAACAUACACCAACCGUGUGGCCGAUGCCCGCCUAGGCACCUUCUCACAGCUCCUGCUCCAAUGGAAAGGAAGCAUCUACAAACUCCUCUACUCAGAGUUCCUUAUCUUCAUCACUCUCUACUUCACCAUCAGUCUUGUCUACAGGCUGAUCCUGAGUGAGAGCCAAAGGCUGAUGUUUGAGAAGUUGGCACUCUACUGCAACAACUAUGCUGAGCUGAUACCUGUGUCCUUUGUACUGGGUUUCUACGUGGCUCUGGUGGUGUCCCGCUGGUGGGCACAGUAUGAGAGCAUCCCAUGGCCUGACCGUAUCAUGAACCUGGUCUCCUGCAAUGUGGACGGGGAGGACGAGUAUGGGCGGCUCUUGCGUCGCACCCUCAUGCGCUACAGCAACCUCUGCAGUGUGCUGAUCUUGCGCUCAGUCAGCACUGCUGUCUACAAGCGUUUUCCCAGCAUGGAGCACGUUGUGAGGGCAGGCCUCAUGACAGCAGAAGAACACAAGAAGUUUGAGAGCUUGAAUUCCCCCCACAACAAGUUUUGGAUCCCAUGUGUGUGGUUUUCCAAUCUGGCCGUGAAGGCACGGAAUGAGGGGAGGAUUCGGGACAGUGUGCUGCUCCAGGGCAUCCUGAAUGAGCUCAACACUUUGCGCAGCCAGUGCGGGCGGCUCUAUGGGUAUGACUGGAUCAGCAUCCCCCUGGUCUAUACCCAGGUGGUGACCGUGGCUGUUUACAGCUUCUUCCUGGCAUGUCUGAUCGGGCGGCAGUUCCUGGACCCAGAAAAGGCCUACCCUGGCCAUGAACUAGAUCUCUUUGUGCCUGUGUUUACAUUUUUGCAGUUCUUCUUCUAUGCUGGCUGGCUAAAGGUGGCUGAGCAACUCAUCAACCCCUUUGGGGAGGAUGAUGAUGACUUUGAAACCAACUGGCUCAUCGACAGGAACUUGCAGGUCUCCCUUAUGGCAGUCGAUGAGAUGCAUCAGGAUUUGCCCAUUCUGGAGAAGGACCUGUACUGGAAUGAGCCUGACCCCCAGCCACCCUACACCGCAGCCACUGCUGAGUACAAGCGCCCAUCAUUCCUUGGCUCAACUUUUGACAUCAGCAUGCAGAAAGAAGAGAUGGAGUUCCAGCCCCUGGAGCAAAUUAAAGAGAAUGAGGAGGCAAACCACUCCACACCAUUACUGGGACACCUGGGCCGUCUCCUGGGUGUCCAGUCACCCAGCUUCACCAGGUCCUCUUCCCGGAUGAAUCUGCUGCGCAGGCGAGGAGACCCCACAUCCCCCUUCUCCCAUUAUACGUAUCAAGACAUGGUCAAGUCUGGAAGCCCUUGCAGCAUCAACCAGCCAAGGGGAGACUCCAGCACACAAGAGCAAUGGGAUAGUGAGGAUGGAAAACUGAGGGAGUUUGAUGCCUUCAUAUCAACCCCAUUCUAUGAGAGACCUGGUUUCUACAGCGCUCCACAGACACCAAUCAGCUCCAUCCCCAUGAUCUUCCCUUCUAGACGUCAAGGCCGCAAGAAGCCCCCUGCACUCUCUAGCAUUGCUGCAUGCUCAACUUCUCUCCGAGAUGUCAUUACUAACUCACCUUCCAGGAUGAGCGAUACAUACAAGAGCCAGAGCUCUAUUGGCUCAGGUGUAAAGGAAACAUUUGUUUGGCCAACAGCAGAACGAGGCAAAGCUCCUGACUCUCUAGUGGUAACAGUAGAGGAAGAAAAGAACAAUUCUAACAAUAAAAGCAGAGAAGUUGCCACCACAGGAAGUCCAGGAGCUCAAUCCACUGCAUCAGAGAGCCCUAAAUUCCUCUUCCUAGCAGAGUCCCCCGACCAUGAAAAGCGGGGUAGUUUCAAGAGUCUGAAGAGCUUAAAAGGCUGCCACCCACCCUGGCUAACUGUGGAGAAUGCAGCAGCUGCCACCCCCAAUUCUGAUCAUUCAAGUGCUUUUCACACCCCCAGUAAAACACCUGGAGGCAGCGCCUCCCUCUGCUUUUCAUUCACUCCUGUGACUUCUCCAGUGCUAGAGAGGUCCAGCGUGGGGAACACAGGCCCUGAUGCCCCUGGCCUAAGUUCAGAAGAUGCAGCCAAUGCUCCAGACCAGCAUCCUGCAGAGCUUUCUGGGAUUGAAAGAGAUACUGGAAAGGGAAGCACUAACAUUCACCCUACAAAAGAGACAAGAAGAACAGAAAACCCUUCCCCCAAUGACUCUGGCAUCUCUCUAGCUGAGGGUGACUAUGUGGGGCUGAUGGAGGUGAUCUUGGAAACUAGUGAAAGCACAUGUGAAGAGCAGAUAGAUCAAUACAGCUAG